AUGGAGGUCACUCUUCGCGUAACAGAUAAUUAUGAACCAGAUCAAUACUUACUUGUCGAAUUUACUGAUGAAAUUGAUGAUAUUUUUGAAAAAGCACGUCUAAAUGGUGAAGAGUUACCAAAAUUAUGCAUAAAGGCUCAAUCAUUAGAUGAGGAGCCAGUAUUUUGUACACCAGAUAAAACAUUUUCAAUUAAAAAAAAAGAAUAUACAGAUUCUAUGUGUUUAUUUGUUCCUCAACCUGUUAAAAAUCAUGAAGGAUCAAAGAUGGAUAUAGAUGAAGAUUUUAAUAUAUUUAGUGUUGAAAGUAAUAAUAAUACAGAUUUUAGUAGAAAGAGUGAAUUGUUACAUAAACGAGAAGAAAUAUUAAUGAAAAAACCAGAAUUUAUAUUAGAAAUGGUUGAGAAACGUAAAUUUGUUGUGGAAUUAAUUCAACAACCACCAGAACUUGAGGUUUUAAAUAAAUUAUUGAAACCUACUACUUAUACUGGGCCUGAAAAUGAAGAACACAUUAAGAAAAAGUAUAAACUUUACACGUUAGAUGAAUUAGAUGGUAUUAUAAAAGCAAGUGUUGGAGAAAUAUUAUGUACAUUUGAAAGAAAAUAUGCCUUAGAAAUCGAUGGAUAUUGGAGAUAUGUAGAUCUAAAAUAUUUACUUCAAUUAUAUGAAGCAAUAAAUUUACAGUCUGGAAUUUAUCUAGGAAAUUUUGAAGUUAUCAAAUUAUCUGAAAUUUCAAAAAUUAUAAGUGAUUAUGGAUUUCCUGAUUUUUUGAUAAGACAUUGUCUUUCAAUGUUAUCAGAAUCAAAAUGUGAAAAUGAAUUAGAUCCAAUUUUCAUAUUAUCACCUUCAAAAGUUAGUAGAUUUGUUGCCAUAGUUUUAUUAGAUACGCAUAAUAAAAACAACUUGCUUUUAAAUGAUUUUAUGAAAGAAUGGAGAUUAAAAGUUCCAAGUAAAUUUGAAAUUGGUCUGGAUACAAUCAAUGAUUGUACAGUUAUCAAACAAGAUGAGCAAGGGUUAGAAUAUAUAUUGUAUCAACCUGUUGAUGAAUUAUCAUCAAUACCAAAAGAAAGAUUUAAACAAUUGUUUACAAUUAAACCUAGAUGGAGAGCUGAUCAACUUGAACAAUUUCUUAAAGAUAUUGCUGAUACAAAAAAGAAAAUCUAUGAUUAUAUUUUUAAAUACUCAAGAUAUUUAACAAACAAUGGUCAUGUUGUUAAAGAAAAUGAUAAAGUUUAUUUUGUUGCAAAAAGAGAACUUUGA
Messenger RNA from Entrophospora candida, 1257 nucleotides. The record is from the annotation of a GenBank genome assembly. Lineage: Eukaryota; Fungi; Glomeromycota; Glomeromycetes; Entrophosporales; Entrophosporaceae.